AUGACUCUGGAUAACUUGCAAUUGUCUCACGAUGUCAAAGUGUUUGACAUUUUGGAGCUGCAAGGUAAAGGGCAGAUCUACAGUAACCCUUGGAUGAAUUGCACUAGCAUGGGGGAAUACUCAGAUGUCUUGUCAGCUCAUGACCAGUGGAAGGAUGGGAGACAAUUGAAGAUGCUAGAGCACAUGGAAUGUGUCUGGUCGGGAGGCAUCGUGUUUGCCCAGAUGUCAGGUCAACCGGAAACUGACAUAUUGGAUAUGGGAUUCCCUCCUCGAUCAAACAUUGACCGGUUAUCAACUCCCUCAUCCAUAUCAGUAUUGGACAUGGGAUUUCAACCAGCUGGUGAGUUAGAUCCCCACCAUGCACCUGACACCAUGAACGGCUCUUCAAACACGGCAGUCGUUUGUCCGGCCAGUACCUCAGGGAUUGAUAUGUCCAUUGAAAACAACCCUCUCGACAUGGGUUUCGGUUCACUUCUGGCAGAAGAUGAGAAGAUCCGGUUCAUGAUGUUCCGGCUGGGUCAUAUCCAGCAUCCUGUCACUCAUUGGACAUUGAACCGGAUGAUCGCCCUUUGGAUAUGGGAUUCGACACACUUUAACCAGAUGAGCAUCCUUUGGAUAUGGGAUUCAACACACUCCAACCGGACGAUCGCCCCUUGGAUCCAGGAUUCAAUGAACUCCAACCGGAUGGGCACCCUUUGGAUAUGGGAUUCAGUGCACUCCAUCCGGUACAUCCGGAUCAUGGAUAUUGAACGUGAUCAGAAGCCUCUGGACAUGGGCUUUGGGACAGCUCUGGCAUCUGAUGUCAUGGACCACCCAUCGCAUAGUAAGGAAGACAUGCCUUUGGACAUUACAAUCGCCACACCGGAUCCGGUACAUGGUCUUCCGGAUCCGUCAUUUGCCGAUGGUGAACCAGAAUCCAUUGGAUUUGUGAUUCAGCGUACUGUAGGUGAUUUACGUUUGGCGAUACACUGGUUGGAGAUGGACAGGGCCCACAGUACAAUGGCACCAGAAGAAGCAUCUGUCAGCUAA
Messenger RNA from Suillus plorans, 1029 nucleotides. RefSeq lists its product as uncharacterized. NCBI's taxonomy places the organism in Eukaryota, Fungi, Basidiomycota, Agaricomycetes, Boletales, Suillaceae. Bases 1 to 1029 code for a protein of 342 amino acids. The transcript has 9 exons. The record is from RefSeq and is a predicted model, not a curated record.